CGGAAGUGGGCAUUGUUGUCGCUGACGUCACUCGCGGAGGACGCGGGCGUCCCAUUGGGUCGCCCUCGCGUUGGGUCGCGGCGCCGUCGGUCGGUCAGUAGCCCGGUCCCAUGGCCAGCACCGGCAGCCCCCUGUACGAUGCUGUUCCCAUCCAGUCCAGUGUGGUUUUAUGUUCCUGCCCAUCGCCACCCAUGGUGAGGAACCAGGCAGUUUCCAGCCCUCCGCCUCUAGCUGCCUCCGCUGGCAGCAGACCGGGUCUGAGCAUGGAGAGCGCUGCGACGGAGCCCCGGGCAAGUGCAGAGUCCUUGCAGCAGCUGCCUUCCCAGCCGCGGAAGAAGCGGCCUGAGGACUUUAAGUUCACGAAGAUUCUGGGUGAAGGCUCUUUCUCAACAGUUGUCUUGGCCAGAGAAUUGUCUACCUCCAGAGAAUAUGCCAUUAAAAUUCUGGAGAAGCGUCACAUCAUAAAAGAGAACAAGGUGCCCUACGUGACCCGAGAGAGAGACAUCAUGUCCCGCUUGGACCACCCUUUCUUUGUAAAACUCUACUUCACAUUUCAGGAUGAUGAAAAGCUCUAUUUUGGACUCAGUUAUGCCAAGAAUGGGGAGCUUCUAAAAUACAUCCGCAAGAUUGGCUCAUUUGAUGAGACAUGUACAAGGUUUUACACGGCUGAAAUUGUGGCUGCAUUGGAGUACCUUCAUGGAAAGGGAAUUAUUCACAGGGAUCUGAAACCAGAGAACAUUCUGCUGAAUGGAGAGAUGCACAUUCAGAUCACAGACUUUGGGACAGCAAAAGUAUUAUCUGCAGACAGCAAGCAAGCCCGGGCAAACUCCUUUGUUGGGACGGCCCAGUAUGUGUCUCCCGAACUCUUAACAGAGAAGUCUGCCUGCAAAAGUUCUGACCUGUGGGCGCUCGGCUGCAUCGUCUAUCAGCUUGUGGCAGGGCUUCCACCAUUUAGAGCUGGGAAUGAAUAUCUUAUAUUUCAAAAGAUAAUCAAGUUGGAAUAUGAAUUCCCAGAGAAGUUCUUUCCUAAAGCAAAAGACCUCGUAGAAAAGCUUUUGGUUCUAGAUGCUACCAAGCGGUUAGGCUGUGAAGAAAUGAGAGGCUAUGAACCACUCAAGGCUCACCCUUUUUUCGAUUCCAUUACCUGGGAGAAUUUGCACCAGCAGACGCCACCCAAACUCACAGCAUACUUGCCCGCCAUGUCAGAAGAUGAUGAGGAUUGCUAUGGCAAUUAUGACAAUCUCCUGAGUCAGUUUGGCUGCAUGCAAGUUUCCAGCUCGGCCUCUUCUCAGUCCCUGUCUUCCCCGGAGACAUCUCCUCCACAGACCUCGGACAACAACAUUGAGCAGUAUAUCCAUGACCUUGACAGCAACUCCUUUGAACUGGACCUUCAGUUUUCUGAAGAAGAGAAAAGGUUGCUGUUGGCAAAACAGGCAGGUGGAAACCCAUGGCACCAGUUCGUAGAAAAUAAUCUAAUACUGAAAAUGGGUCCUGUAGACAAGCGGAAGGGCCUGUUUGCUCGCCGGCGCCAGCUGCUGCUCACUGAAGGGCCCCACUUGUAUUAUGUGGAUCCCGUCAACAAGGUUCUGAAAGGGGAGAUCCCAUGGUCCCUGGAGCUGCGGCCAGAAGCCAAGAACUUCAAGACCUUCUUUGUUCACACACCUAACAGGACGUACUACCUGAUGGAUCCUAGUGGGAAUGCUCACAAAUGGUGCAAAAAGAUUCAAGAGGUUUGGCGACACAGAUACCACCAGAACGCUGCGAAAUGAGGCGGCAGCUGCUCAUCCUCCUCUGCUCCCUGUUUCCCUCCGUGCUGCUAGAGAGCCACCAGAGGACUCUUCCCAGCCCCAUUAACAACAUCCACUUCCAGGGCCAAGCUCUUUCCUUCCCAGAGGAAACCAAUGGAAUUCAGGGUUGCUUUACUUGCUUUGUGCUUUCUCAGACAGACCUCCCCCUGCUCCCCCUUCCCUCCUGGUCGACUGCUGCAAGUGAGCGGCUGCCUGCAGACUUCUUGCUGCUGUCAUUGCAGCCCAGAGCAUUGGGGACCCAUGGCUCCCGUGACUUUGCAAUUGCCAGCCCUGCCUCUGGGCUGCGUCUGGGGGCUUUGAGUGCCUCCCCAGAGUGGACAGCAAGCAAGCAAGCCCUGCUCCCUUCUCUCCUGCUGCUGCCCUGGCCCUUUCCCACAGCUAGUUUGCAGGCGCCUGGCUCCGGUGGCGGCGGCCUGGGGAGUUCUCUGGGCCAGGCCUGCUUCUGGGAUUCUCUGCAGAUGGUACUUUCUUUACUCUCAUGUCUUGCAAAUACACUCCUUUGCAGCUGGAAAGAGGGAAAUGCUGGACAUGGUGCGCGAAGCCCUGGUGGUCUUGUUCCGUAGCAUUUUAAACAUGGAAUUUUAAUUUGAUGCAUUUACAUGUUUAAAGAGCAUUGAAGUUACCAGCAUGCUUUUAACUAAUACUAACUGAGAGGUUAACUAGUUGGUAUGGAAACUGCCUUGGUGCAACGGAGAGCUGCUUUGCCUUCUUUCUGGAGGAGCGCCGGAGAGAGACGCUUCCUUCCUUCGCAGGGUCAGUCGGCCGGCCGGCCGCGGCGGAUGGACAGGAGGCUUUGGGCGGACAACCGGACAGAGGGGCAGAUGGACGGAGGGAGGGAGGGAGAGGCCGCUUGGGGGGGCGGGCGACACUGUCUGUACAAUUGAUGACUCGAUGCGUUGUCUCUGUAUAAUGAGGUGUACAAAUAUUCCUGCAUUGUUCGUUGGCGAAGCGUCGUCCCUUUUAGCAACUUUGGAGAUAUUUUACAUGACCUAAAUAUAUUUAAGCCUCCACUGA
Molecule: messenger RNA, 2822 nt
Organism: Sceloporus undulatus (fence lizard)
Lineage: Eukaryota; Metazoa; Chordata; Lepidosauria; Squamata; Phrynosomatidae
Gene: PDPK1
Product: 3-phosphoinositide dependent protein kinase 1
Exons: 14
Coding region: 111-1769 (552 amino acids)
Biological process (GO): peptidyl-serine phosphorylation; intracellular signal transduction
Molecular function (GO): ATP binding; protein serine/threonine kinase activity
Source: RefSeq, a predicted model, not a curated record